Xyrauchen texanus (razorback sucker) is the source of this 1650-nucleotide messenger RNA. Its product is annotated as chromatin target of PRMT1 protein-like. Bases 287 to 1018 code for a protein of 243 amino acids. NCBI's taxonomy places the organism in Eukaryota, Metazoa, Chordata, Actinopteri, Cypriniformes, Catostomidae. The record is from RefSeq and is a predicted model, not a curated record. The transcript has 6 exons.
AUUCCUUUUCUAGCACCAUUUUGUGAUGAAUGGGACGACAGCAGAAGGGUAGAGUCGCGGAUUAAAGUAUAUAGGUGAUAAUUCAGAGAAGAUAUUGUCUUGUUUUUUAGUCCUUUAGAAAAUAUUUAGAAGAGGGACGGAAGUUGUAACACUUAAACACCAGAUAGAGAAGUUUUGAGUUGGUAAUAGUCGAGUGAGCGACGCGCUAGCUACAAGGCUAACAGAUCUGCCCUGAAUCAGUCAUUCAGAGGAAAUACUGGAGAGAUCCCAACAAGUCUGAAGAAUCAUGAGUGCCCCUUCUUCUCAAAAAGUCGUGCUGAAAAGCACCACCAAGGUGUCCCUGAAUGAGCGCUUCACAAACAUGCUGAAGAACAAGCAGCCGACUGUGACUAGCAUCCGGGCUAGCAUGCAGCAGCAGAACACGGCCAGCGCACGGAACCGCCGCCUCGCCCAACAGAUGGAGAAUAGGCUCUCUGUGCAGGCUGCCCUGCAACACAAACAGAGCCUAAAGCAGCGACUUGGGAAAAGCAACAUCCAGUCCAGAUUGGGUCGGCCCAUUGGCCCGUUGAUGCGGGGCGGCGCAGGAGGGCGGGGUUUUGUCGGAGGAAUGCGAGGAGCUGGACGAGGACUGCGGGGAAGAGGUAGAGGUGGAGUUAUGAGAGGAUCGCUUUCUCUUAGAGGUGUAGGUCAGAUGCGUGGCAGGGGUGGUCCUGGGCGCAUAGGUCUCCGUCGAGGUAUGCGUCAGCGUGGUGGAGGCGGAGGACGAGGUGCCGCUAUGAUUGGCCGAGGAGCAGCACGUGGAGCAUUUGGUGGAAGAGGUCGUGGGGGUUUGAGAGGUCGUGGAGGGUUUGCUGGAAGGGGCCGUGGACGUGGCAGAGGCAGAGGAGUAGGUCGUCCAGUUGUCACACGUGAGCAGUUGGACAACCAGCUUGAUGCUUACAUGUCCAAAACCAAAGGCCAUCUGGAUGCUGAGCUAGAUGCAUAUAUGGCCCAGGCAGACCCAGAGAGCAUGGAGUAACCACAGCUGAGAAGGAGAACACGAUCUCCAAAGAUCUGCAGAUCAUAGACUGAUUGAAAAGUUACAGUGUAACCUGUAUUCUCUUGGACAUUCAGACAUCAACCUCUCAAGGCAUCUGUACUUCAAAGUCAUAGAUCCAUCCCAUGUAUUUUUUGCAUCUGACAAACCUUAAUAUCAUAAAGAAAGAUUCAUGACUUUGACUAAAUAGCCAGGUCAACUGAAAACCUAAUAGAUUAUUUGAAACGGUCAUAAUGAUUUUGUGUUCUGAUGAAGAGAUUGAACAUUAUACUUUUGUCGUUUUGUUUUUUGGCUACUCUUGGAAACUAACAAACCCAGUACUUGAUUGAUCUUUGGGAGGAAAAGAAAACUGAAAUUGAUCCAACACUCGCCGAGCUCGAACUGUGAACUGUAACCUGAGGACAUUUGAUCAGAUCGUGUUGAAAUGUUUUAUAUAGACAACGUUUUCCUGACUUUUAAGUUCUAUAAAUGUCAUUCAUUACCUUUUAUUGUAAUUGUAUUUUUAUUAUGUUUUAGAACUUGAGCAAACAAGGUGUAACUCGUUACCAUGUCACUUUUUGGGGGGGGUCACAUGAAUGUCAUAAAAGAUAUCUUUAAAAUUUCUGUAAUCUGCA